This is a messenger RNA of Acyrthosiphon pisum (pea aphid), 634 nucleotides long. RefSeq names its product dnaJ homolog subfamily C member 30, mitochondrial. The record is from RefSeq and is a predicted model, not a curated record. The annotation marks the transcript as partial. The transcript has a single exon. Lineage: Eukaryota; Metazoa; Arthropoda; Insecta; Hemiptera; Aphididae.
UGUGGAAACAAUUAUAAGAGAUUAUUUAAUGGUUUUAGUGUAAAUACAAUUAUUUGUGUAGCUUACAAAAGCCAUUAUGAAGCGCUGAAUAUCUCUAAAACUGCCACACAUAAAGAAAUAAAAGAUGCGUAUUAUCGACUAUCAAUGAUAUAUCAUCCAGAUAAAAAUAAAGGAAGUGAAGAAGCUGCAAAAAUUUUCCGUGAUAUAACUUCAGCAUAUGAAAUCUUGGGAAAUGUCCGUCAAAGAAAAUUAUAUGAUAGUGGAGCUAACUUAAAUCAAAAUUCUUCUCAAUUUACUACUAAACAACAACCUUUUGAAACAAUGUAUACAAAAAAUGAUAUUUAUAAAACCAAUGUCCGUAGCAGAGACUAUAAUUUUGAACAGUGGUCUAAGGCUCAUUAUACAAAUGUAUUUAGGCGACACCAUGAAACUCGACAAAAACAUACAAGAAACAAAAUGAACGAUGAAUAUGCAGAACGACAAAAUUCAUAUAAUUUAUUGACAAUUAUGGUCUUUGCAAGUAUUUUUAUUUUAAUUUCAAUGUUUGAACACGUGAAAAAAAUACUUAUUGAACGCAAUAGAGUAAAAAGAAUUUCUGACAAAAAUAUACAAGAUGAUUAACAUAAAUAAUUUA